This is a messenger RNA of Musa acuminata subsp. malaccensis (wild Malaysian banana), 2262 nucleotides long. Lineage: Eukaryota; Viridiplantae; Streptophyta; Magnoliopsida; Zingiberales; Musaceae. The record is from RefSeq and is a predicted model, not a curated record.
UAAGUCAAAUCUUAGUUUCUUCCACCGAAACCCGAAAACCUAGCCUUUAGAUUAACCCAGGAGCUAUUCGCUUCGCCUGUCGCUCUUUGAAUCCCCAAUCGCUCACUCGAUUCAACCAUGUAUCGUGCCAUUUUCUCCCUCGCCUCCAAAGCCCGGGUCGCCAGAGGCUGCGGCAGACUGAUUGGAAGUAGACUUGGCAGGUGUAGAAACUAUGCUGCAAAGGACAUCAGAUUUGGAGUUGAGGCUCGUGCUUCGAUGCUUCAGGGUGUGGAAAAUCUUGAUGAUGCGGUGAAAGUGACCAUCGGCCCGAAGGCAUUUUGUUCGGAAUCAGUUAGGACGAACUGUUACCAGAAAGCCACCACAAGAACUACUUUGGCUGGCAUGAACUUCUACCAUGCUUUAUCAUGUGUGCCGGUAGCUACAAGGAGACAUUUUUCAACUAAUUCAGAGUUGCCUCCUCAUGAAACAAUUGGAAUGCCAUCACUUUCUCCAACCAUGACCGAGGGAAAUAUUGCAAGGUGGCUGAAGAAGGAAGGAGACAAAGUUUUGCCGGGAGAAGUGCUUUGUGAAGUGGAAACUGAUAAAGCUACGGUGGAGAUGGAGUGCAUGGAAGAAGGCUAUAUUGCUAAGAUAAUACAUGGGGAUGGGUCCAAAGAUCUAAAAGUUGGCGAGGCGAUUGCUAUAAUUGUGGAGGAAGAGGGUGAUAUCGAAAAAUUUAAAGAUUACAGUGUUUCAAAAUCUUCUGCUCCAACUGAAGUUAAGACACCCUCUGAACCUUCCCAAUCUAAAAAGGAGGAAGAAACCCCUGCCAAGGCUGCUGAACCAAAUGCUUCAAAGACUGAAGAAGUUUCUCAUUCAGAAGACCGGAUCUUCUCUAGUCCCCUUGCAAGAAAGUUGGCAGAAGAUAACAACGUGUCACUUUCAAGUUUGAAAGGUACUGGUCCUGAUGGCCGGAUUGUGAAGGCAGAUGUUGUUGAUUAUUUGGCAUCUAGGGAAAAAGAUGUCUCUGCUCAAUCCAAGGCAAAGGGUCCAGCCGCUGUUCAAGGAUUGGAUUAUGUGGACCUUCCAAAUUCCCAGAUAAGAAAAGUUACAGCUUCCCGCUUGCUGCUGUCUAAACAGACUAUUCCCCACUACUAUUUAACAGUAGACACCCGUGUUGACAAGCUUAUGGAGUUGCGGAGCAAACUUAAUGCUAUACAAGAGACUUCUGGUGGUAAAAGAAUAUCAAUCAAUGACCUUGUCAUAAAGGCAGCUGCUUUGGCUCUUCGCAAAGUUCCUCAGUGUAACAGUUCCUGGACGAAUGACUUCAUUCGACAGUACAACAAUGUUAAUAUCAAUGUUGCUGUCCAGACAGAUAAUGGGUUGUUUGUUCCAGUUAUUAGGGAUGCAGACAAGAAGGGACUGUCUAUAAUUGCAGAGGAAGUGAAGAAUUUGGCUCAGAAGGCCAAAGAGAACAGCUUGAAACCAGAAAAUUAUGAGGGAGGUACAUUUACGGUGUCAAAUCUUGGAGGUCCUUUUGGUGUCAAGCAGUUCUGUGCCAUCAUAAAUCCUCCUCAAUCAGCCAUUUUGGCUGUUGGAUCUGCUGAGAGGAGGGUGCUUCCUGGUGGUGCUCCUGACCAAUUUGAAUUUGGUUCCUUCAUGUCAGUCACAUUGAGUUGUGAUCACCGUGUGAUUGAUGGUGCGAUUGGCGCCCAGUGGUUGAAAGCUUUUAAAGGCUACAUUGAGAACCCACACUCCAUGUUACUGUGAAGCGAACGUUGCAUCUAACAUUUUUGUAGGGUUUAUCCAAUAAAGAUUGCACAUGCUCUCCAGUUCUUUUGUUAAUUAUAUCCCGAUUUAAAGGGUGUUGUGGCCAUUCUGGAGUGGUCAACUAAUAAUUUUCAUGUGCUUAAGCGUUUGUCACAGCAACUACAAUUCGGAAUGUCCCAACAAUUUGGGGUCCUUUGCAUGCAUGUUUUCAUGUUCUCUAAACCUGUUAACGACACGUGUCGUUGUCCUUGUGGACAAUUUGUUAUUUUUUUUGUUUCUAUUUCUUGUGGCUUAGAUAGAUAGUAUGCUUUGUUGUAUCCGCUUUAUUUUGAACACACUGUCUUUACCCAUAUCUCAAUGGGAUCAUCUUUGCUUAUGAACGUUCAUCUUUGCUUGUGAACGUUAAUGUGAAUCUCGUCUGUAUAUUGGAUUCUAGCAAUAAGGACAUUGUAUUUCAUGUACAAUGAUUUAAUGUUUUGAAGGAUACCUGGACCUUCUAUAUGCUUCUGAAAU